Messenger RNA from Lipotes vexillifer (Yangtze River dolphin), 894 nucleotides. Its product is annotated as basic proline-rich protein-like. Lineage: Eukaryota; Metazoa; Chordata; Mammalia; Artiodactyla; Lipotidae. The record is from RefSeq and is a predicted model, not a curated record. The transcript has 2 exons. Bases 1 to 894 code for a protein of 297 amino acids.
AUGGCUGUAAGACGAAGCUUAAAAGAAAGCCCCAAGUCUCCAGAGAAGCCAAGUAAUUAUAUGCAAAAUAACUUCACCGGAGAGGAUGACACUUCUAAAGGGAGCAGCGAGGCAGAGGGGGUCAAGGGACCUCGGUCCUCACGGCCGCCGCGGGAGCUGAGAACUGGAACUGGAGACCACCCGCCGCCACGGCCACCGCCCCCGGCCCAGCCCCAUACCCCGCCCGCUCUCGGCCGCCCCCCGCCGCGGUCCCCCGGCCCGGCCCGGGCGCCGCGCGCAGCCCCGGCAGGACAGGACAGGACAGGACAGGGUGCCGGGGCGAGCGGGCCGGCGCCGUUACAUAACCGACCUGCUGGUCGUCCGCGAUGCGUCGGUGGAGGCGGAGGCGACUGCUGGGCGGUCUGCCGGUCGGCGGAGCCGGCGACUGCUGGCGUGGCGCGGCUGCUCACCUGGCGGCAGGGCCGAGAGCGCGCGGGGACGGGCGCGGUGCCCGCGGGCCUGGGCGUGGGGCCGUGCGCGGCGCGCCCCGCCUCCCGGGCUCCGGCUCCGGCUCCGUGUGUCCGCGGGUCUCUGCCUCCCGCCCGCUCCUCGCCGCAACCUCAGCGGCCGUCGCCCGGGACAAAGCGGCUCCGGGGAGGGGCCGAGCCGGCGGCUCUGGCAGGAGCCAGCGGAGAUGGGCGCGCCCCCAGCUCCGACUCAUCGCGCCAACCUCCAAUCAGACCCCGGGAAACUGAGAGCCCCUGUCUGGCCUCCUCUCCUGCCCUCCCGCCUGACCCCGCGCACUUCCCGGUCCCCCACGCACUCCCCUUCCCGGGCACUCCCCCUGCCCUCCGCCCCGGUGCCCAGGAGGGGGUGAAGACCCUCUGGGGACCAAGUUCAGGAGACGGUCCGUAG